This is a messenger RNA of Marmota monax (woodchuck), 4332 nucleotides long. It is a transcript of the gene Gns, whose product is annotated as glucosamine (N-acetyl)-6-sulfatase. Gene Ontology annotation, biological process: glycosaminoglycan metabolic process. The record is from RefSeq and is a predicted model, not a curated record. The coding region runs from base 156 to 1814 and encodes 552 amino acids. The transcript is spliced from 14 exons. Gene Ontology annotation, molecular function: glycosaminoglycan binding; N-acetylglucosamine-6-sulfatase activity. NCBI's taxonomy places the organism in Eukaryota, Metazoa, Chordata, Mammalia, Rodentia, Sciuridae.
CCUCACGUGAUCGCGCCUGGGGAGAAAACGCCUGACCCCAGCCCCCGGCCUUCUAGGCGCAGUCUUCCCUCCCUGCAGCUAGUUGACUUCUCGCCCUUCGGCCACCGGCACGUCUCUCCACCCCGUCCCGGGGUGUCCCCGGAGCCCCGUCCGCCAUGCGGCUCCUGCAUCUGGCCCCAGGUGGGCCCUCGCGGGGCAGCUCCCGCCACCUGCUUGCCUGUAGACCGGCAUUGCUGCUGCUUCUGCUGAGCGGCUUCCUAGGGGCUUCAGGGGUGGCAGCAGGCUCCCGGAGGCCCAAUGUGGUGCUGCUCCUCACCGACGAUCAAGACGAAGUGCUCGGCGGCAUGACACCACUAAAGAAAACCAAGGCCCUCAUUGGAGAGAUGGGAAUGACUUUCUCCAGUGCUUAUGUGCCAAGUGCUCUGUGCUGCCCCAGCAGAGCCAGUAUCCUGACAGGGAAGUACCCACAUAAUCAUCAUGUCGUUAACAACACUCUGGAGGGAAACUGCAGUAGCAAGUCUUGGCAGAAGAUCCAAGAGCCAAAUACUUUCCCAGCAAUCCUCAGAUCAAUGUGUGGUUAUCAAACUUUUUUUGCAGGGAAGUAUUUAAAUGAGUAUGGAGCCCCAGAUGCAGGUGGACUAGAACAUGUCCCUCUAGGCUGGAGCUAUUGGUAUGCUUUGGAAAAGAAUUCGAAAUAUUACAAUUACACCCUCUCUAUCAAUGGGAAAGCACGGAAACAUGGUGAAAACUACAGUGUGGACUACCUGACAGAUGUUCUGGCUAACGUCUCCUUGGACUUCCUGGACUACAAGUCCAACUUUGAGCCAUUCUUCAUGAUGAUUUCCACUCCAGCACCUCAUUCACCUUGGACAGCUGCACCUCAGUACCAGAAGACUUUCCAGAAUGUAUUUGCACCCAGAAACAAGAACUUCAACGUCCAUGGAACGAACAAGCACUGGUUAAUUAGACAAGCCAAGACUCCAAUGACUAAUUCUUCAAUACAGUUUUUAGAUAAUGCAUUUAGGAAAAGGUGGCAAACCCUGCUCUCUGUUGAUGACCUUGUUGAGAAGCUGGUCAAGAGAUUGGAGUUCACUGGGGAGCUUAACAACACUUACAUCUUUUAUACCUCAGACAAUGGCUAUCACACAGGACAGUUUUCUUUGCCAAUAGACAAAAGACAACUGUAUGAGUUUGAUAUCAAAGUUCCACUGUUGGUUCGAGGGCCUGGGAUCAAAGCAAAUCAGACAAGCAAGAUGCUCGUUGCCAACAUUGACUUGGGUCCUACUAUUUUGGACAUUGCUGGCUACAACCUAAAUAAGACACAGAUGGAUGGGAUGUCCUUAUUGCCCAUCUUGAGAGGUACCAGUAAUUUGACCUGGCGGUCAGAUGUCUUGGUAGAAUAUCAAGGAGAAGGUCAGAAUGUCACGGACCCAAUAUGUCCUUCCCUGAGUCCCGGAGUAUCUCAAUGCUUCCCAGACUGUGUUUGUGAAGAUGCUUAUAACAACACCUAUGCUUGUGUAAGGACAAUGUCAGCAUUAUGGAAUUUACAGUACUGCGAGUUUGAUGACCAAGAGGUGUUUGUAGAAGUCUAUAAUCUGACUGCAGAUCCAGACCAAAUCACUAACAUUGCUAAAAGUAUAGACCCAGAGCUUCUAGGAAAGAUGAACUAUCGAUUGAUGAUGUUACAGUCCUGUUCUGGGCCAACCUGUCGCACUCCAGGGGUUUUUGACCCCGGAUACAGGUUUGACCCUCGUCUCAUGUUCAGCAAUCAUGGCAGUGUCAGGAUGCGAAGGUUCUCAAAACAUCCUCUUUAGCGACCAUGCCCAGCCUCAAGUGGGAUCCCUUCACGACUCCUCCUGAUGAAGUGACUGUAGUAGGUGUCUGUAGCUCAUCUUUGAGACCAUGCCUGGAAAAGCUCUGGACUGGUUCUAAGUCCUAUUUGAAAAGCAACCCAAUCAGCUGACUUCCUCGUGCAAUGUGUUAAACUGUGAAUUCUGCCCAUAGGUCAGGGAGUGGCUACCCUUGUCUCUUUCCUCAGAUGAUAACGAACACUCCUGAAGUCUUUGUUCUCACCAUGUCCUUUCUGUCCUGGGGCCACAGUUCUUGAUUAUCCCCAUGUGGUCAGAGUCUGAAUGUGUAAAUCCAUUCAGAUAGGGAAAAAGUAUGAAAACCUUUUGGUUUAUGAGUUGAUCUAAAUUCAAAGGACCUGCACACACUUCAGACUGAGCACCUCACUAUCAAAAAUACUAACAUCACAUGGCUUGAAGAAUAACCCUCAGCUGAAUCAUCAGAUCAUAGAACAGGUACCAUUGUUUUAAAAUAAGUAGAUAAUGUUGUUUAUAAAAUCCAUCACAGUGUGAUAAGGUGGCAAAUUUAAAACAUGUCAACCAAGCUGUUUCUUUGGAAUUCUGGGUUAGUGCUACAUUGAGAUAGGGCAGUAAGCUGUGGUAAAGGCUAAUUCCAGGUUGCUCUUGAAGGUGACAGCCACCUGCUUUCCAGUGGCUAACCAUGUGGAGUGCCAGUCAGCACUAGCAGUAUUGAGGAAAUGUCUCUUGAGACUUCCGCCUCUAAACUGUCAAGGUACACAGUUGGGGAAGGUUGUGUUUCUGAGGGCCUUCUGUAGACCAGGCUCUUGGGUCAACAGGUUGAAGGGCCAAACUUGGGAGGAAGCAAGUGCCUGUCCCACAGGGAACCUAACUUAUCAGUGCCACAUAUGAAGUUGUUUGGACUCUAUUUUGCUGUCAUUAUUUUCUGUCAUUUGUUUUAAGAUGUAAAAAUGCCCUGUAGUUGAUGCAAAUUAAAGUAGCAUCAACUGCUUUAUCCUAUCUUCUUCUCUUUCAGAUAGGUUCUUCCUGAGUUUCUGGAAUCUUUUAUUACUUAUCAAAAUCAGAUUUUUAGGUUUCACUGCUUAGAACACACACGUUUUGUUUCUUGGCUUGAAAACCAGUUCCGUUUCUAAUGUUUUCUUCAAGAAGGCUGAUUAUAGGUGGGACAGCAAGGGAGGAAGAGCUGUGGUUUAUAACCUGUUCAACUCAGGCAAUAAGUGAUUUUAGCUUUAUUUAAGGCCUGUCGAGCUUUAAGCACUUCUUAAGACAUGGCCGUAGUUAACUUUUCUAUCAGAACUCCAGAUAGCCAUGUUGGGUUAGUAGCCAUUGGAUUUUUUCUUUUACCUCACGUGACCCCAGCAACUGUGGUGGUACCUAGAGGUGAAUAGGCUGAUGAAAUGAACACCUCUGCUGUGAAUGCUUUAGAGAAAAUUUUAAAAAUAAGUGUAACUAAAAGCAACUAUAAUGUUGAAUGUGGGUAUUGACUUUAUUCUCCACUUUGAUUCUUAUUCGUCAACUUUGACAUUAGUGAAAGUUGACCAUAGUUAUUCCCAAAUAAAAAGAAACCAACUCUUACCAGGUCUUGGACUGUGAUGUCAUAUUAUUCAGUUUAUGAUGCUGGUUCCUGAAAGCAGGUGGAGUCUUAAGAGUGACACGAGUCAGCUGCCAGCAGCCUCUCUGCCACACUGCUCUUGCGUCCAGCUGAUGUGUCUGGGUGUGAGAUGUGGUAAGGCCUUCCGUGUACCUCUUUUAGUUUGGGGAUCUUUCCUAGCUAACCUUAAAAUAGACCUCAGUUUCUAGCCUAACGGACUGCAGGGCGCACUGCUGUUUUCAGAAUGUUUUUGUACAAGGGACCCACUUGCAAGAGGCUUUCCUUGUUCUUAACUGUACUGAUUUGGAUUUUGAUUAUUUUCCCUUUUAAGGUCAGGUUCAUGUCUAUUGGUACCCUGCAGAGUAGAGGACUGUAAAACCACUGGGAAUGAAUAGAGGCCUUUGGAAUGAAGAGAUUUUUGCCUUACAACAUUUCCUAUUAUAAAGUUCUCCCUCAUAUAAUUUCAAAGCAGGGAAUACAUUGAGUAUCUUUGAAUUGACAAACGGUGCUUUUGCAAACAUAUUUUAAUUGACGACACUAGGGUUUUUGUACAAAAUAGUAAUGAUAGCCAUAGAAGUUACACCUUAAUCUGUGAGGAAUGUUCUUAAAUUUAUUUUUAAGUAGUAAGGAUUAGUGCUUUUCAAAUGAAAGCUAACUUGUCCCAGGAUCCUUAAGAGAAAGCAGAGGGGACUUCAACUGAUCCACCAAUGGAAUUAGAUGGGUAUAUUUAGGUUCUUUAGAUUUACUACUUUGUUCCCACUGAAUUUUUGUAAACUCCCUAUGUUUGCAUCAUCUGUUCCUGGAGGUUACUCGGCCCUGGCUCUCUGUCAUCAGUCAUUUCACUUAGAAAGUGCCCUUCGAAGGACCCUGUUCACUGCUGCACUUUUCAACAAAUUAAAAUUUAUUUCUGUUCUA